AAUGAGUGUUACCAAGCAAAAGCACCCUCGAGUAUUUGGGGUAUUAAAUAAUUAAUAAAUGUUGCUAAUAAAAUUAAUGAUCACAUACUAAUCGAUACGAAUUACCAUGUACAGGAUAUUGCUUGUAUAACCUAUUUCUCACACAAAUAAAUAUUAUUCAUUUGGAUUCAUUUAGCAAUUGGCCGGAAGAUAAAAAAUGCGACCCAUUUCACCUAAUUGUCCGGUAUUUGUCAUAAAUCCUAGAACAUCGAACAAGCUGCUUUAACUCGUUUGUAUAAAAAAAACACCUGGCCUUAACGUUAUUGUUGUAGGCACGACUAUUUCGGCAACUAAUAUCACCCAUAAUAUUGAUUGCAAACGAUUGUCGCGGGUGCUCUGGGCAUUGAUUUUAUUACCCUUUUUCCAGUACCAUUGACAGGGCUAUAGUUUUACACUCGAUUGAGUCCACAUUGAGAGAGUGGUACGUGUUGGUGGGGCCAUGGUUAAGCCAGGUUAAUGGGUGGAAUGUAAGAAAAAGAUGGCCCAAUCAAAUAUAUGUAUCUCAACGCACUUACAAACUUCCUCCCCGGAAACGGAUGGGUGCCGUUUGGUGGGAUGUUUGCCUAGAGGGCACGUACCGAGCACGAUCGGGGAGGGGGUGGCGGCGGGAUGCAAAAUUUUCCUGCAAUUGGCUCAACAUUCGUGCCAUGCCGGGCGAGUACCAUGGGUUUCCCGGUAUCGUUUUGCACGGGGGUCGCAUUUGUUGUCCUUGGAACACGUAUCGCCACUAAACAUUCACGACACUUGACCCACCAACUUUGGCCGAAGGACAUCCGGUGUACGCUUGCGAGUAGUGCGCGGUGGGUUACGAAAAAAAGGGAAGGGAACAGAAGCUGGCAGGGCAGAAAAGGCUUCACUGGGUUGGUCCAAUGUUAGUUGUUCACCUGAACACCGGCAAAAAAAGGCAUCCAAGUUCGUGUGUAUCGUCGUGUGCAAUGGGCAACGUAUCCUUUUACAAAAACCCAUCCACCCAUACAAGAGCUUUCCAUUUCAUGUUAUAUACGGACACACAUGCACAGGCAGAAGCACUUUUACAGCAACAAACAAACGCACACACACACACGCGCAGAAACGGUGAAAAUCCGAGAGAUAACGACGCGGGAUGGCACAAACCACGAUGAUAAUGAUGAUGUCGAAUGGCAUUGGAAUGGAUCGGUGCUGUUGCAUGCUGCGUGGGAAGGAAAGUGUUGUGUGGCGUGUGGAGAAAGGGGGAUGGGUGAAUGGAGCGUGCUUUACCCCUCCUUCCCCCUCUCACUCGCUUUCAGGCCCGAGGUGGUUGCCCGUGGUAACCGAGCAUGUUCGAGUUUCGUGCUCAGCUUCGGGCUUUUCCACGAUGGAAGCUCAUCGGGCGCUCCGAUCAAUAUAAGCACCAUUCUGGGAUAUUGCGGGUGAGUGGCAUCUUCGAGCCUAGAGCACUCAGUGGUCGGCCAUACUCGCACAAAAAAAAGGGCCGGGACUUCGAAAUGUCCUCGGAAAUGAUAACACCCGUAGGUCGGAUGGAAGGAUGGACGAAGGCACAAACAAGGGACGGGGGGACUCUUGAAAAUGAGAUGAUCGGUACGGUUUAGGCCGUAGUGAAAAUCGGGAGCAAGGACUCGGACAGCUUCAACUGAGCGUUUUAUUUUGCUUUUUCUUCUUUCUUUUCGCCCUGCCUGCUUGCCACCUGCUGCCAAACUACUUCUUUCCAUUCGCUUCCGGGUUUUUGUUGAAGAGGGUGAAAAUUAAGUCCGUCGAUGGAGCGUAUCGUAUAGCAGCGGAAAGCUGAACUGGCUCACACCCCCGGCCAAUCUGGGGAAGCACAAAAGGAUCGGGGAUAUUACACCAGGAAUGGAGGGCUCAUGCCUCAACAAAAAAAAUACAUGCACACGUACAAAAACACACACACACACACAUGCAUAACUAUAAAGACAAAAGAGGCGAAGAAAAGGCAAAUGGCAAUUGUUUCAGUAAAGUUGUGUCCGUUGCUAGGGCUUGAGUUUAGUGCGAGCGAACGGCGUAAUGGGAAGCUAUGGUUCGGAUGUCCUUUUUCUCUAACUUCUACGAUUGGGGGGAGGGUGAAGUUUUUGAGCAUAGCAUUGGAAGAACAGAUACGAUGGGAGAAAAGGUGCCAGAUGACGCACAGCAUCACAUUUGAACGACGGUUGGACGGUGUCUGUUUUCGGUAGCAACGUUGUCGACGUUCGCCAACCAUGCCACCAUUUUCGGACACCCUUUUCCCGUGCCGCAACGAACUUUUUCUUGUGCUUAUUUGAUUUUUCUUGCCGUUUUUUGUUGUUGUUGCUCUCUGAUGCUCUGGUGGUGAUGUUGUUGCUUUUUUUCUCUCUGUUUCUCUCUCUCUUUCUUCUGCUUACUUCUUUUCAUUCACCUCAAGUGGCACGCGUUUGAAGUAGAUUCACCACUUGGUUGGUUUGUGGUAGUGUGGGGAUGUUGGUGUAGCAAUCGCUUUCCUUCGCCCAUCUCCACAUGCCUUUUUUGGCCGGAUAAAGUUCUUCACCUGCCCGUUCCGGCUUGGUUGGUCACGGUCUCGGUUAAAAGUUAGUGGUAAAAGCCACCAUGGUCCUGAGGGCUGAAAGAAAAAGAAGAAGGAAAAAAACAAUUCCUUACUUCCCGAUCCCCCUCCCCCUCCCGAAAGGGAAGGCAUUCAUUCGAGCUGCACGGCUCAUAAUUACGGUUACGGAUUUUGUGGAGAGGUAAGCUUGUGGAGCAACCGGCUCGAAUUGCUCCCGGAAGCACCACCAGGACCCUGGGUGGAGCUUUGUGCAGUGGGUGGAAAACUUCACUUCCCGCUCAUUUAAUGGUGGCGGGUUAGCCGGUACAGAAUUUAAUACCACCGAACCGUAGCGGAAGUGCCGGGAAAAUGUGUGACCGACCCAUCGAGCCGUAGUUCUCAAGAGGGGGGAUUGUGCUGGGCCGUACGUACUGCAUCACACAACCAUACAGCCGAAAAUGCGUACCUAGCGCGUUUUUGGGUAUGUAUGUUUUGUAUUAUAAUUCCCCGAACGGUUCUCUCAGAAAUGAAAUUGAGGCAUCCGAAAAAGGGACAGAAUAAAUGUCACUGUCGACAGUGGCCAUCCGACAGAAAGGUAGUCCCGAAGCUCGUUUAAUUAGCUCAGUCCCUCAUCAAGGUUGGGGGACACUGUGGUUUUCGAUGCAAUAUUCCGUAACUGGUACAACUCGUCCGUUUGGCCUUUCGGUUUUCUCAUUUGGAAGCGUAACCGCAAUCACGGCAUUUGCCUUUGGCUAGUGUGAAUGUAAUGAGCGUAUGUGAACCCCAGAGCAUUUAUCAGCUGUGACAGAACUCUGGCUUCGCCACGGCACAUCCCAUAUCAUUUUCGAGAAGCUCAUUUACUUAUUGUCAAACGAGUACGUGCGGGGUAGCCACACUUGGAGGAGAACGACUGGGAAGAAGAAAAAUAAAUCACACAAGACGAAUAUUCCUUACAUCCUCUGGUUAGUCUUGAAUGGCUGUUCUCUUCACUCAUGCUAUCCAGUUCUCACCAGCAAACGUUCAAGGAUUCACGUGAGGGUACUCACGAUGCUGGAUGCUGGAUGCAUGUAAUAUUCCCGGCAUCUGCCCGGCACAUCAUCACAUGCUCACACCCACCAGAACUCAACGCCAAACUUCCAGUGAGUUUAUCCCUUGCGUUGCAUGCGAUGAUGUAGUGCGAUCGCACGCCCUUGGAACUCAGCAAGCCGGAUCAUCACUGGAACCCAUUUCCCCAUCGUUCGAAAUCAAACGAAUCUGGCCGAAGCCGUCCAGUUUCUAGGGUUACGUGAGCGCUAGCCGAACAGCACAAGACGAUACCGCCGUGUCCGGGUAUUCCGAGUGCGCUCCUUCGACAGUUAGUCGAUUUUCGUCGGCCGAGCUGUGAACAGUGGCAGCCACCAUUUGCUCGUUUUUACAGCUUGCCAGCGCGUGCGUGAGUGUGGCAUCAAUAUUUAGCGCGUUGUUUGUGCUUCGAAACGAGUGAUUAGUGAUUGACUGUGGUGACUAGUUCACAUUUCCUGAUGAGUUUGUAGUGCGUAUACUAUUCAGGUGACCCGAUCGAAUGUCGAACUGAUAGACACUUGGCCGAUGGUGUCGUUUAGUGCCACUGGUCCCGUACUUGCCGUUUUGUUUCUCUUCAUUGGUGGACAAUCACGCUACUGUUUAUGAUGCGCUCCGCAUGCAAUCUACUUACGACGUGUGCUUGUACCGGCGUCCCACCGAUCGUUUGUGGCCAGCUUAAGAAGCAAGGUGUAGCUACGAUCUCGAUGCUGUCGCGCACUGCAUACUGACGGAUCAGUUGUCGUGCUGGUGGGUGCAUUUACGCAUCGAAGAUCAUGAUCUGAGACCGCGCCGGUUCCUGGAUCGGUAUAGUUAAGUGUUUACCUGUGCGUGUGCGUGUGUGUGUUCGAGCGCGCGUGCGUGCGUGUGUGUGUGUGAGUGGGUCCCUCUUCCCCGCCGCGAACCUCCCACACUCUAGCGCCGAGCAGCUGGUAUCGGGCGGCGUUUAGUGGUCAGGCCGGGUCAGAGGUUUCUAGCAGCCAAAAUUUCCCAAAACAGCUAGUUGAAUGAGUAACAGUGCGAUGGUGGCCGUGGCGAUCUGCUGUAUAUUGGUGCUGCUAGCCGUGUUUAUCGUGCUGAUCAUAGUGGUCGGUUCGACGAUGGGCGAACCGAAGUGAGAUAAGCUCCAACUGGGGCCAGGUCACUUCGCCGAUGGAUAGCCAAGGCCCCCCGGCUGUUAGAAUUUGGACGGAUUUUGUUCCACGGGUGCUGCCGCUAGUGUUGCCGUUGCCGACAGAGAUGGCCACGGUUGCACGGGUAGCGGCCGCGACGAGUGUGCUCACCAUCUCCACCACCACUACCACCACCACCAGCACCACCAUCAAUACCAACGCCAGCAGCACCUAUCCCACCCGUACUGUGUGUGGCGCACGGGUCAGUGGCUUCCGUGGCCAGUAGCCGUAGUAGGAGCGUGUAUUAUGGAAGCGUGUGUCCACCAGCAUUAACAUCCCGAGCGUUACGCCGUCGAGACGGUAGAACCAAUGGCGUAACGGUCGGUAACCGCGUGCAGCCCGCGCAACGCAACGGUAGAGAAAGCGCGAUCCCACAAGCAUAACCCAGUUCGACCAGAUCCCGUGUGAAGCGAACAGACAGAGCAGGAUGGUGGAAUGUGUUUGCAAAACAGUGAAACGAAUCUUCCUCACGCAACCAAGCAGUUGCACUUGAUGCUGAUCAGCGGAACAGCACACCGUUCUGGGAAGCUACCGGAUAAAACGCGUGUGACUUCAGGAAUUUUGCAUCAUCCGAGUGUAUUUUUUUUUUGGCAUAAUGGCACAAUGAUCAAUACCGGACCUUCAAACGGUGACUCACGUCAGAAAUUCUGUCCCUCACACAGCUUUCUUGCAUUUGGUGAAGGGAAACCAGCAUAGAAGUUGAAACACGACUUUUCCACACUUGAUCUUCCCCCUUCUGACUCUCUGUCUCUCUGUCUCUGUUCCGACACGCUUCUUCCAACACUGCGUAGCUCACCAACCAGUAGAGUGAAACAGCAAAUACACCCAUGUACGCUUGUUGCACCGAUUGCACCGCUCUCGAUAAACAAAAAAAAACGGGCACACACUUUGUUCAUACAGCGUCCAACACGUCAACAAACAAAAAAAAAAGAAAACACACGACACACGAGCAUGGAAUGAAAUCUUACACACCAAUUCUACACAGCCGUCUAAGAGGGGGCACCAACCGAAUAAAAAGAAAAUAGAAAAUGAGUUAAAAAAAACAAACAAAAAAAGAAAAGGCUAGUCAAAAACAACAAAACAAAACAACUGCAAAUAUCUUCAAAGAAAAGAAGAUGAAGCAAGUGGCAAACUAAAACAUAUUUGCCGGGCGAAAAAAGCGGCUUUCGCCACAAUGUGAGAGUAGAGAAAACGAAAAAAAACAACCAAACAAAGCGUACACAUAAAACACAGCUAUCUAGUGCAGAGCAGAAACAAGCAGAAACACUUAAUGCUACUUUAAACUUACUUCUAACUACUAAAGAGACUUAGCGAUACUUUGUUUUGCAUGAUUCUUGUGCACGUGAGCGCUUGUUUGGAUGGAGAAUUAGAUUGAAAGCACCAAACGGGGUAAGAGAGCAAAAAGAGAGAGAUAUAGAGAGUGAAAAUCUACCUAUAAAGAAAAAAACAGAAAAUUAAAACCAAAAAAAAUAAUAAUAAAAGAAAAAUGUAUAACAAUGCUCGAGAAAAGCCGUUACGUGUACGAUUGGAUGUAUGGAACUGCAAAGAAUCUGCAACAGACACACACAUACACACACUAACACAUUUACUUAGCGUUUUAAGUAGAGCCAUCCGGUAGCUUCCAGAAAGUAAACAGUAAACGAAACACUAAGUGAAGUUGUAUGAAAUGAUAACAAACUUAAAUGCAAAAUAAAAUAAACAAAACGAAACAAAACAGCAAAGAAAAAAAAAAAACAAAAAAAGCAAAGGAAAUCCUAACGAAACAUUAUAAUUUAGAGCCGGAACCCUUAAUGUAACCAUGGCGAAAGGUGUUCAUUCGAGCUCACAAAAGUUUUACAAACUAGUUUUUCAUUUCAAGCCAAAAUGCUCCCGGCAUCGUGGAAAAACCACAGAAGGUUCCACGAAAGGCGCAGGACUAGCGAACACAUAUCGUUAAUAGCAAGAACGUAUAAUGAGGUUGAAUUAAUAAACGAGUAUAAACAGUGUUACAGCAAGGAAUAAAUAAAUAAGCAAAUCUUGUAUAUGUACGGAAGAAUGGCACAAACUGGUAGCAAAAAGAGCAACAAUAUGACAACCAAAAAUGCUACACAAAAUGCUUCUCAAAAGAAGGACAUGGAACUGCAAUUUUCCCCGAAAUGAAAACGAACAAAAAAAAACUGUUGCAACACUAAACAGGAGCAAGAUCAGCGCGUUAACGUGAAGGUUGGAAUGCACUCGAAUCGAUCCUUGUCGGUCAGGUGGAGUGUGCGAAAUAAGAAACCGCUGCUUUUCAGUCAGUGUUUCUUCUUGUGUGUAUCCAUUCUAAGAUAGCGAGCUGAAAUUCAUUCCGUUAUGUCCGGGCGUGUAGGCUAGGGUGUUUGUUAAAGUUUGUGGUUUUUUGAUAAAAAAAGAAAAGAAAAUUCUUUGGCCAUUCUUCCCUCGCCCCCGCCCCCCUCCUCCCCAAAAAAGGAAAACAAAAACCCGCCGAAGGCAAAGUACACACAAGGUCGUGUAAUGCGUAUGAAGGACUUAAAAAUUGCAAAUUGGUCCGUUUUAUUUCCUAAACUUCGGUAUGCUAGCGACUGUAAGAGCGAGCGUGCCAAACAAACAAAAAAAACCAGUGAACAAAAAACAAACAAAAAGCAAAACUCAAGAAAAGAAUGAAAUAAAUAAGAAAUAGGAAAUAAAAAACGAAAGCGCAACAUGCAAAACCGGAAGGAAAAACGGAACGUAUGGGGCGUGUAUGUGUGUGUAGUGGGGUUGAUAAAUCACUAGUCGUGGGUAGUGAUAGUGUUAGCUGUAGUAGUUAUCCAUUACUUCCAUGUUGUUGUUGGCCAGUUUACCGUUGUUUAAUGUGCGCAACAGAAUGUAGUUAACAGAACAGCCUUGUUUACCAUCGUAACGCAUCGAAUGCUAACAUUUGAGAGAAGAAAAAAAAGAUAGAAAGGAAAGGGAGAAGAGAAGAAAGGGAGAGAGUAAGCAAAAAAAAAGAAACACAGAGAAAGAGACUCAAAUACAAGGAAUUGUAGACAAAAAAGCAUUAGUUGUUUAUCAAAUCUUCGAUGUUUUAUUUUUUGAACCCAUAAAUAAAAUACAAAAACAAACUUGAAAAAAAAGAAAAAGAAUAACAACAUCAAAAACAGAAUGACACAGUGAACAUACAAACAGAGUAUAUGAAAUCCAAACAAACAAACAAAAAACACGCAUGAAAGGCAUUGGUAAAAUAAACUGAAACAACUGUGACAAUAAUCCGUUUCGAGCAGAAAAUCAACCACUCACCUCGUCCUAUCGUGAGCGUGAAAUACGGUUCAUUUUAUCCGCAAAUUUAUGCUUCAACAAAUCGGCGGCAGGACAUAUGGCAGCACAUUGAUUGUGAAGUGAUUGUUUUACUCCCACCCGGGUCUAUCGAUUCAGCAGACCCGAAGGGAGUUCCGGGCAUAUCGAAAUAAUAGGAACACUCAUACAUCCACACCCAACCGGACAAACACAGGCAUUUGUGGCUUGGUAAAAUAAAUUAACUUCUCAAAGAUUACGCCCCACCAGUGGCCAUUUCGCAAAACCAGUGCAUUAAUUAUCAAUCAAUGGCGCUCGUUCGUGCGCUGGUUGGAUCUCCCUGCUGGGCUAAAAUUAACCUGCUGGUCGAGAGGUUGCAACGAUAGCAGUCUCACAAAAAAAAGAAAGCAAAACCGGGUGACAUUCGUUUGUCCACUCGAUCUCGAAACCUUCGAGAGCCUUUUAUUCGGGUCAAGUGGCACAAGAAUGUGCUCUCGCUUCUCUUCCGGAGGUGGAAAGGUAUCUCAAUUCGGUACAGUUGACCCAGUUCUUUCGUUACAACGUUGGUGGUCGAACCUUUUUUUGCCUAGGGAAGUGAAACAAUUGCAUCGCAAGGGGGUAAGAAUUGAGAAAAAAUAAAAUCCCGAGCUCCAGGAACGGUGUAAUUAGAUCAAAGUGAGGUUGUCAAUUACGAACUGGUUUGGUUCUUGGUGGUUGGACAGAUGUGACAGAUUUCUUUUUUCUUUUGUAAGGUCUAUGAUUCUGGGUGAUAUGAUUUUACAGUGAAAUUCAAUAGAAAGCAGCAACGACAAAGAACAAACAGGAAAACUAUGUCCAAGGUUAUGAAUUUUCUUAAAGUCUAGAGUGUGAUUGGAAGUGAUUGGUGAGCGCGUUGGAUGCCAUUUAGCGACAGUGGUUGGCAUUAAAAAAGUUUCUCAAUGUUAGCCAUAACACAGUUCUUAGUCUACAGUCCAAACAAACGAAAUCUGGGAAGUGAAGGGUCGAAAUUUUCGCAUCAAAUGUGAAGAUUGUUUCGAUAAGUUCUAUCAGGAAAUAUGCUGACGAAGGCUACAUUUCUCAACUUGCUUCUAACUUCUUUUGAGGAUCAAAACAAAAAGGGAGGUUUGUUCUUUUUCGAUUCGUAUUCGAUUCAGACGUAUAUUGAAGCACAUGCCGGGCAAAACAUUUCAGCCUAGAUCCUGAAGUGUAUUAUGUCACACAGAUGGCGUUCAAUAUCCACAAGAGUUCGUUCGAAAUAAGUGAUUCAACUUUCGACUUUGUCUUAGGAAAGUUGUUGAUAAAAACGAAUAAAAUAUUGAGUAAAGUUGUUUUAAACGACUUUUCUUGUAAAAUCCCCAAAAACUUGAUAUUAUUACUAGUUGUGAGUCAUUAUGAGUGGAAUUUAUAUUUUUAACACAAAUUGUCCCAUUUUGUUCUUUACGCGCAUUAAAUUUUCUUAAAAGUUGUGAAGUAAUCAAUUUUUUGUAUUAAUUUAAAUUUCUGUUAAGAUACAACUUUAAAGAUAUCGAAUAGCUGAGUGAUUUGUCUGCUUGAAAGAUAUUUUUUAAAUUAUUCUGUUCUUACCUUCUUCAAAAUAUCUUAAUAGUUUAGUAAUAAUUUCCUACAUUCUAAAAUGAAAACAAUUUUCCAAGUAAACAACUUUUAUCAACAAUCAAAAUUGGCAAAAAAGUAAUAAUAUCCAAAAAUAGGACUUGCACUAAAUGCAGGAGAAACUAAAAAUGAAGGGAAAAAGUACCACCCAACCUCCAGUGUAUCGCCUUACGCCCUUUUUAAGCAGUAUCUUUAAUUGAAACCCGAGAUGAACUGUUCACCAUUCAUGAGGAAUUUAACAACCAUCCCUUCGGCACACAAUGCAACCAGAUUCCCGUGCAAAACACCCUGCGCCGUUCUUCCCACCAUCGAUCCAUGUUCGAUGCUGCAAAACGAACGAUUCGUUCAUUUCCGUUCUUUUUUCAUUCGUAUAACGUUUAAGGGAAGAAGAUGGAGAAAAAAAAUGGUAGUAGUAAAACUCGUUGCAAAGUUGGAUGCGUUCGAUGCAUUCUAUGUGAACAUCGACACGCGAGUGCCCGUGAAAGUUCGAUCAAAUUAAAAACCACUAUCGAUUCGUGGAAGCGGGAUGGUUUACUUUCGAACAAAAUUUUACAGCAGAGCGAGAGAGAGAAUGAGGAGGAAAAAGUGGAAAAGCCAGUAAGGGGUGGCACCGACUAGUGUGUGCCAUGUUCGACUGAGGUGCCACGGUAAAACGGGAUCCUCUUGCUGAGCUGCCGAUGAUGAUAAAACCUAACUUCCUUUUCGCUUUGGCGUUAUCGAAUCCGUCACCCGGUGCACGUUGCGCACGUUGCAAAACCGUGUGCGAUGGCACGUGAAUCUAGGUGAAGGAUAUGCUGGUUAGUGCUGGUGCCAUUGCUUCGGCACCAUCGCAUUAAUGACGUCUCUAUAAUCUUGUGACUGGAUACGGGAUGAACGAAAAACCGUGGGAAGCCGUUUAUGGUGAAGAUAGGCUUACAGUUUUGGUCUCAGUUCUAUUCCCAACUUCCAUGGUUUUCUUUAGAAUUUCCCCUUUUGGAUAGUAGAGACAGCCCGUAACCUGUCACGCUUUUCCCCUGCUGGUACUUCCGCUUAUCUUAAUCCCACCAUUUUUUCUUCUUCUUAGAUGUCACCCGAAUGCUUUCAAGUUCACCAUCUCCCUUUCGACUGAGAAGCGUGCUUAAUGGAAAUGCACUUCUGGGCUGCUGGUGUUAUUGUUUUGAUGCUUCACUGUCAGCGAGUGAUCACGCGCACUUGAUACGCCUUUACGUUAGCCUUUUCGCAAUUUGCUUCGGCAUCUUCAAUGCUUUACUGCCGACGACUAUACACCCCCCUUUUCGCCAUCUAGUCUAUUGUUUGCCGCCCUGUCUUUCAACUUGUGUUGGGGGGAGGCAUUUGUCUUCAUCCGUCGGUGUUUUUUGCAUUCUUUCGCUAGCAGAGAGCCACGAAGCAAUGCUUAAAGUUAGCCACCAAAACAAGCGCCUAAGGUAUGGCCGAUGCAUGUACAUAAAGGUUGUUUAUUUCCCUCAAGCCCUUUUUCCGGUAUCUUAUUAGCGGAUGGGUGGCUCCGUGAAGAGAAUAGGCACGACGAUGCAUACACUUCCGGCGAGCGCGCGUAUGUGUGCGCACGGUCGUUGCGCUUUUGUUGCGAACCACUUCAGCUGUCAAAGCGAUUGUGUGACGGUGCGCGCUUCAGCGAUGGAUGUAGCGAAAGGCUCCCGGAUGCCUUCCCCGAGCAUGGUUUGAUGUGCUCAAGGUUAGCCGUGCAGCCACUUUGUGCAAAAGAGCACAAGCAAGAGGCGGUCCACACUUUACGGUAGAGUGAUGCUGCACAAUGUGUUUAAUUAUGUGUGCAUCGGCACUGCACUUGGUGUAUUUAAUCAUACGCGACCGGGAAGGGGGGUGGCUUUUUUUCGUUCUUGUCGUUGUUUUACUAGCGAUCGUUGUUUCACUUUGCUGUAUGUGUUCGUGGGUGUGCGCGUGUUUGUGUAUUCAGUUUUAUCACGCUUUGUUGCAAAAGGACACGAAAGGAUUUUAUGGCUGCAAUGUAAGGUAUAUAAGCUAUGCAUCUGGAUGCAAAUGCUUUCUGCUGUCACAUCUUUUCGUGCAUCGGGUGGGUUUUUUUUGCUCAUCAAAAUAUAACCGAACAGGUUCUAUUCUAUUGACUUUUCUCUCUAAUAGCCUUGGGUGGAAUGCCUUUGGUUUUUGGGGGUGUAUUCCACAGGAAACGAUCAAAUCUGCUACCAUCUGCUACAUACAGACCGUGGCAACAUUGAUGUGCACCACAUGAUGCAAAAUGGAAGUAAGAUUUUUUAUUUGUUCUGAGAUGUACCAGUUUUGUUGCAUCUACUUAGUCUGAAGCUGAGCGCCUGGUACCAAUACCAUCAGAACACUAAUUACCUCGAUUGGUACCAUUGGUUGUUUGCAUAUUACUUUCUACCAUUUCGAUUACUGUUUGCAUGCAAACCAGGGCGCACCCUCGUUUGUGCAGGGUUUUGCUAGUUCGAUGAAUACAUUUUAUGUAAAGUGUAAAGUGUGUCAAAAUUUAUAGGAAUUGAAUGAGGAAAUAAAUGUGCUGCUCGUGUUGAUCAUUGUUACUAGUGUGUUCCAUUUGAGAGGAAGGGAAAUAUAGGGCCAGAUAGAAAGAACGGAACAGGUAAUGUUAUUUGCGACGUGUAUGUGUUAAUGUACAGCGAUUUGUUUCGUUAACAAAAGCAAAAAAAAAUACAACAAAAUACAUCAAACCCUGCAGAAUGAAUCAAAUCGGACCGAAUGGCACAAAACAAAUCGCAACACCUGUAACAACCGUUAUCAAUAGGAUGCAAUAGAAGUAUAUCAUGUUGAAACCGUAUUUACACUGAUUAAAAUCCACCAUAGGAAAUGCAUAUGCCAGGCAAACAAACAAACAAAAAAAAUGGGGGGAAAUAGCGUUACAAAUGUAAUCUACACGUGAAUGUUUUUAAAUGGAUAACAGUUGCAUGUAUCAUUGUCUCAAGGAUUUAGUACCGAGCGAAUUCGAUGUUUACCUGUAACAGACACCUCUGCCCAAACAGAAAACAAACAAAACAAACAAAAAAACAGAGAAGAUGAAUGUGGGAAGGGAAAUGGUCGUAACAGGAGCAUAAAACACACAGAAACACUUUUACACCGUACACGAAUACGUAGCUAAUACCAAACCAUCUGUGUAAGUAGUGUAAGUUAACCUUGGAUACCUGUUUGCUCAACCCACAGCGCACACACAUACUUAAACACGCACAAACACACAGAAACACACACACCCCCACACAGACAGAUAUACGAGACAGGUUCCGAUGUGUGCGUUACGCGAUCGGAAAUCGGAAGCAGUGAAGCUGCAUUGUCAGAAACUUUAAUGUCCUGUCCCAUGGGGAUGGCGAUGGCGCUCAUAGUUGCGCAUGGGGGAGAAUAUUAAAAAAAAAACAAACAAAAAAUAAAACUGGAUGAUGCUCGAUGCGUUCCGAUUGGUGCAAAUGAAGAUUAAUAAAAGAAAAGUUAAACAGUACUGGUUAAA
Messenger RNA from Anopheles funestus (African malaria mosquito), 13087 nucleotides. RefSeq lists its product as uncharacterized. The record is from RefSeq and is a predicted model, not a curated record. Lineage: Eukaryota; Metazoa; Arthropoda; Insecta; Diptera; Culicidae. The transcript is spliced from 2 exons. Bases 4594 to 4704 code for a protein of 36 amino acids.